AUGGAGAAGAGCAACCCGACCUUGGAACUGGUUACUAAAACGGCGCUGCUCACGUGGCAGAGGUCGAACGCACUCCUCCGACAUGGAAUCGAAAGAGCCACUCCCUUUGUGCUAGCCGUUAAAAGUAAGGCAUGGCAGAAUGCUCAAUCAAUUGGAACCAAGGUGGCUGAGGCCAAAUUCGAAGAAAUGGACAGGACAGACAUCACCACUAUAGCCUCUGUCGUCCUCGGGUUAUACUUUGCUUAUGUGUUCUGCUUGGUAUUCUACCGCUUGUAUCUACAUCCCUUGGCAAAGUUUCCCGGUUACAAGAUCUGCGCUGCGUGCGAAUGGUACGAGUUCUACUGCUACAUUGUGAAGGGCGGACAAUGGGGAAAUGAAGUCCGCAAGAUGCAUGAGAAAUAUGGCCCCAUUGUGCGCACCAGUCCUUGGGAACUCUCAGUCCGCGAUCCGACGUUUUACGAUCAGCUAUACGUCACUGCCUCAACUCGCAAGACAGACAUGUGGCCCAGGGGUAGAGAGGGAAACGGAUUUGAAGACUCGCAUCACUUGUCGGUCUCCCACGACCUUCACCGUACGCGGAGAAAGCAUCUGGAACCAUUCUUCUCUCGCCAAGGCAUCACUCGUAUUGAGUCUCGGAUUGCCGAGCGUGUCAUGAAGAUGGACGAAAGACUCAUGGGUCUCAAGAGAUCUGGUUCUAUUAUCGAAGUGGACCAUAUGCUCUGCGCAUUAACCGGUGAUAUUAUUGGUCAAGUGUCUAGCGGCAUGGAAGCUGGUCUGCUGGACGACCCGGAGUUCACUCCUGCUUGGAAGGAUCUUAUGAUCAAGUCCACCACUAUUGCACCCCUAUUCCGAUGCUUUCCAUGGAUCAACAAGGUCCUCCAGUCUCUGCCUACCGCAAUCAUGAACAGCGUCUAUCCCAAAGGCAUCUCGAACAUGAUGCUGGGUAAGGCCGGCCAGCGGAACAUCGAAAAGAUAAAAUCCGAAAUUGCCACGUCCAAGAGAGACCUGUCGGACGUUUCAGUUUUCCACCACCUUCUUUCUUCCAAUAUACCGGAGUCUGAGAAGUCUAUCGAUCGUUUGCGUGCUGAGUCUAUGAUACUGCUGCUCGCCGGAACGCUGGCAGGUGCGCAUACCCUGACCUUCGUGGUUUUCUAUGUUCUUCAGAAUCCGCAGAUCGAGAAGCGGCUGAGAGCAGAGCUGCAGCCUGUUUUCAAGGGCUACCCCAACAAGAUACCUGCCUGGGCGGAGCUGGAAAAGCUACCAUAUCUCAGAGGUUGCGUUAAGGAGGCGCUCCGGUUGAAUGGACUCGUUGGAAAUCUUGCACGCUGCUCGCCGGACGAAGAUAUUCAGUUCCACCAAUGGGUCAUCCCCAAAAAGACUCCGGUUGGCAUGUCCAUCUACGCAAUGCACUUUGACCCGAACGUCUUUCCCGAGCCGGAGGCCUUCAAGCCCGAACGCUGGAUCGGGGAGUACAACAAGCAAAUGGAUCGCAACUUCGUCCCCUUCACUAAGGGCUCGCGGAGUUGCCUUGGAGUCAACCUCGCCUGGGCAGAGUUGUAUCUUGCCAGCGCAAUGCUAUUCCGCCCUGGCGGCCCUAAGCUUGUCCUUCAUGAUGCGGGCGAGUCUGAUAUCAAGAUUGCGCGUGACUACAUCAUGGGCUUUCCUAGGGCGGGCGCCAAGGAUGUUCGCGUCAAGGUUGAGUGA
Molecule: messenger RNA, 1704 nt
Organism: Botrytis deweyae
Lineage: Eukaryota; Fungi; Ascomycota; Leotiomycetes; Helotiales; Sclerotiniaceae
Exons: 8
Coding region: 1-1704 (567 amino acids)
Molecular function (GO): monooxygenase activity; oxidoreductase activity, acting on paired donors, with incorporation or reduction of molecular oxygen; iron ion binding
Source: RefSeq, a predicted model, not a curated record